Molecule: messenger RNA, 1463 nt
Organism: Anastrepha obliqua
Lineage: Eukaryota; Metazoa; Arthropoda; Insecta; Diptera; Tephritidae
Gene: Dak1
Product: UMP-CMP kinase
Exons: 1
Coding region: 217-1023 (268 amino acids)
Biological process (GO): CDP biosynthetic process; UDP biosynthetic process; 'de novo' pyrimidine nucleobase biosynthetic process
Cellular component (GO): nucleus; cytoplasm
Molecular function (GO): ATP binding; UMP kinase activity
Source: RefSeq, a predicted model, not a curated record
CAGUGUGAAAUGUAUGUACUCACCUGCGAAAACGAGAUGGCGUGCUUGCCUGCGCAGUACAUUGCUCUUCCGCGACCUUACCAAUUAUUGCAUGAAAGAAAAUCCAAAAGUUGAAAAGUCUGCGCAUCAUUCAGCCCAUGAAGAAUUAUGUGGGAAAAGUAUGACUGAAGCGAAAAAUCAACCAUUUUAGUACACGUAUACAAGAAACGCGUUUUCAUGUUCGGCGCAGCAAUUCGAUGUAGUGGCAGAUAUUUGCAGCGUGACCUUUGCAAGUUAAACUAUUCAAUAGCUCUACCCGCGUGCUGUCACAUUAUUUUACCACAACAGCAGUUAGCAGUGUCGGCACGAUUUUAUAACAAAUCGAUAGUACAUUUAAUAAAAAAUACAAUUACUCACAGUUCCAGCACGAAGAUAAGUCAACACAGAAUGCCACAAGAACAGAAGCCUCAAAUUGUUUUUGUAUUGGGCGGUCCUGGUGCUGGUAAAGGUACACAAUGCUCGAAAAUUGUGGAGCGCUACCAGUUUGUACAUCUCUCUGCGGGCGAUUUAUUGCGAGAGGAACGUGCACGUGAGGGUUCCGAGUUUGGUACUUUGAUCGAGGACUAUAUACGUAAUGGAAAAAUUGUUCCUGUUGAAGUGACAUGUUCUCUGCUCGAGAAGGCGAUGCAGAACUCUGGAAAGCAUAGAUUUCUCAUUGAUGGCUUUCCACGCAAUCAAGAUAAUCUGGACGGCUGGACCCGUCAGAUGGCUGACAAAGUUGAUUUUCAAUUUGUAUUAUUUUUCAACUGCAGCGAAGAUAAGUGUGUUGAACGUUGUUUGUCCCGAGGCCAAAGUGGUUCCGGUCGUAGUGACGAUAACUUGGAGAGUUUAAAGAAGCGCAUACAAACAUACAACAAUGAUUCGUUGCCAAUUAUCAAACAUUUUGAAAAAUUGGGACAAGUGAUGCAAAUCGAUGCCAGUCCAAGUGCUGAAGAAGUGUUCAAACAUGUGGAAGAAGUGUUUGCAGCCAAAGGCUUCCAGUAAAGCGGCUCCAGGCUGUUAAGUACACAACUCUAUCUUGCGUUUUAGUGAUAUAAUAUAUGUAAUGCGAAAGACGUUACACCUGAUCAUUAAAUUAUUCAAAAUGGGAUAUUAGAAAAUACUUAAUUAUAGACACAUAUGUAUGUGUAUAAAUAUAUACGUAUGUAUGUAGUAUAUAAUAUGCUUUGGUUUUAUUAAUGCUAGCGAAAAGUAAAAAAAAAAAAUUUUAACAAAAGAACGUUGAACGUUGUCACGUUGUGAUUGUACGGAGUCAAAGUCAGCUUUUCCAUGACGACUUGACGUAAUACCAAUUUAUUCGUACACAGGCGGUUUAGUAAUGAUUUCAAUUAUCUUACGUAGAGGUCAGUUUGUGGACACUUUUAAAAUAAUUGUAUGUAACUUAGUUGUAAGAUUCAAGAAUAAAUUAAAAAAAAAAAAACAAA